GUUAAUUCCUAUGCUGGUUUGGCGUUUUCACGCUUCAGAGUUCAGUCUUAAAGAGGGCUUACGACGUACAGUUGCUAUUGCGUCGUUUUUUUUCUUUCUUUAAUUUAAUUUUAGCUUGUUUUGGACGGUUUGUUGGAUUUGGAAAAAUGGAAGACGUCGGUGACUUGAUGACUUUUGACAACCCGGCUUUCAUGUUUUACGUCUUCUCCUCUGCUGCCCUGGUCUUGAAGAUGCUCAUCCUCACCCCGCUCACGGCCAGGCAAAGAUUUAAGAACAAAGUUUUUCUAUCUCCGGAGGACACUUCCCUGCUCAAAGGUUCGAAAGUGGAUGUGCACCCUGAUGUGGAAAGAGUAAGAAGGGCACAUAGGAAUGAUUUGGAAAAUGUGGUUUUUUUCCUUUCUAUGGCUUUUUGCUAUAUUUUAACCAACCCAACCAAGUGGGUUGCCAUCUUGGUACUAGCGGCUUUCACCGUCGCCAGAUUCCUGCACACCUUCUUCUACCUGACUGCAAAGACAGCGAGAAUGUACGCUUUCGCUGUCGGAUAUUUAGUGUUGGUUUACAUGGCUGGCACUACUGUUAUGCAUUUUAGUUGAAAUAUAAAAAUUUAUUUUUUCUACGUCUAA
Cimex lectularius (bed bug) is the source of this 623-nucleotide messenger RNA. Its product is annotated as microsomal glutathione S-transferase 1-like. The transcript has 3 exons. Bases 147 to 593 code for a protein of 148 amino acids. The record is from RefSeq and is a predicted model, not a curated record. NCBI's taxonomy places the organism in Eukaryota, Metazoa, Arthropoda, Insecta, Hemiptera, Cimicidae. Gene Ontology annotation, cellular component: membrane.